AUGGCAACCCCCGAUCCGGACCCGACUUCAGGGCCAAGUGGAACACGCCCUCGCCCGCUUCCAGCUGACACUGUUGCACUCCGGUACUUGCCUACAAAGCGCGAACGCUUUGACACAGAGCCUGGAGCCGACCCCUGUGGAUCAUAUACUGUCACAGACAGUGCCACUUCAGAGCGACAAAUUGAAACUUCAGUCACAGGGAAGCUCUCACCUGAAGAAGAGAAUAUUGAAGGUGGAGAUCGACUUUCUCACGAGUGGUACUGGCGUGGAACGCAGUAUAUCGCCAACCGACUUUCUCCGGACCACCUAGAGAGUGUUACACGAGUCAUCUUGGUGACUCGAAAGAUCGAAGCGGGAAAUUUCCCCCCUAUCUGGGUUGUCAAUAAUCGCACCCCUCACGAACGAGAGCAGAUCUGUAAAGACUUAAUCCAAGCGUUGACCUUCGAGUUUGAGAUAAAAGUAUAUGACAACUGCUAUGUCAAAGAGCUCGGACACGGCAUCAAUCGUUUAUCUUUACCUGGAGAGACAUCAGCCGAACAGCUUUUUGAGAGAAGAUCAAAUGGUGGAAAGUUCCUCAACCCCAUCGAGAGCAAAACUUUUUUUAUCGGCCCAGAUAAAGAAGGGAGUUUGACAGUGAUUCACAAAUAUGGUAAGGAUUGGCCCACUGAAGAAACGAUCUCUUUGAAGCAGAAAGAGGCCGAACUCGAAUCGAAAUACAGCAACAGUGACCUGGCAUUGCGUGAAUUAACACUCCAGUCCAUUGGAGAAUAUGUUCAAUUGGUUUCUGGCGCCUCGGGAAAUGGUAAGGCCCCGUCGAAAUGA
Messenger RNA from Penicillium verhagenii, 822 nucleotides. RefSeq lists its product as uncharacterized. NCBI's taxonomy places the organism in Eukaryota, Fungi, Ascomycota, Eurotiomycetes, Eurotiales, Aspergillaceae. The coding region runs from base 1 to 822 and encodes 273 amino acids. The record is from RefSeq and is a predicted model, not a curated record. The transcript is spliced from 4 exons.